AUGGUGGAGGGCCCAGGCUGCACUCUGAACGGAGAGAAGAUCCGCGCCCGAGUCUCCCGAGGACAGAGGGUACUUAAGAUGAGAGGGAGCCAGGUGACGCACACGACUCAGCCUGGGAAGAGCCCGUUCUGCAGUCUUCAUGGAACCCAGUUCAGCGGAGUGGAGACUCUGGGCAAAGAGCUCUUCAUGUACUUUGGACAAAAGGCUUUACGAGUGCACUUUGGUAUGAACGGCUCCAUGCGCAUUAACCCCAGUGUGCAGAAAGAGAGCGACCAGGCCCCAGUGCUGCAGGUCUGCCUGAGCAGCGACACCGUCUGUUUCUUCCACAGCAGCGUAGAGAUCAGGGGGACAGAGGAGUGUGAGCAGAAGGUGCUUUCCUCCUCACACCUGGAUGUCUGCUCCCCACUCUUCAGCCAGCCCCGGUCUGAGGAGGCUGUGAAGGCCCAGAGGUCCCGCAUGCUUUGUGACGUGCUGCUGGACCAGGCCGUCAUGCCCGGAGUGGGAAACAUCAUCAAGAACGAAGCCCUGUUUGACUCUGGCCUCCACCCAGGCGUCAAGGUGCAGCUGCUGACGGACGAACAGAUCCACCAUUUGGUCCGGAUGACACGAGACUUCACACUCCUCUUCUACAAGGUUUGUCGACUUGUACAACUGUUUUGA
Knipowitschia caucasica is the source of this 660-nucleotide messenger RNA. The record is from the annotation of a GenBank genome assembly. NCBI's taxonomy places the organism in Eukaryota, Metazoa, Chordata, Actinopteri, Gobiiformes, Gobiidae.